Messenger RNA from Lagenorhynchus albirostris (white-beaked dolphin), 4759 nucleotides. It is a transcript of the gene PSPC1, whose product is annotated as paraspeckle component 1. Lineage: Eukaryota; Metazoa; Chordata; Mammalia; Artiodactyla; Delphinidae. The coding region runs from base 135 to 1529 and encodes 464 amino acids. The record is from RefSeq and is a predicted model, not a curated record. Gene Ontology annotation, biological process: regulation of DNA-templated transcription. Gene Ontology annotation, cellular component: nucleus. The transcript is spliced from 13 exons. Gene Ontology annotation, molecular function: RNA binding.
CGAGCGGCCGGGGCGUGAGUGCGGGCGGCGAGCUGGCGGCGUACCCGAGCGCGUCCUUCCCGAGCCCGGUUCCGUGCGCGGACAUCGACACGCAGGUCGAGCUCUAGGCCGGGUCCGGGGGGGCACGCGCUGAGAUGAUGCUGAGAGGAAACCUGAAGCAAGUGCGCAUCGAGAAGAACCCGGCGCGCCUCCGCGCUCUAGAGUCGGCGGCCGGCGAGGGCGAGCCGGCGGCCAUGGCGCUCGCCCUUCCCGGCGAGCCGCCCGCGCCCGCCGUGCCCGCCGAGGACCGGCCGGCCGAGGAGGGCGGCUUCACCAUCGACAUCAAGAGCUUCCUCAAGCCGGGCGAGAAGACAUACACGCAGCGCUGCCGCCUCUUCGUGGGGAACCUGCCCACGGACAUCACCGAGGACGACUUCAAGCGGCUGUUUGAGCGCUACGGCGAGCCCAGCGAGGUGUUCAUCAACCGCGACCGCGGCUUCGGCUUCAUCCGCCUGGAGUCCAGAACACUGGCUGAAAUUGCAAAAGCAGAGCUGGACGGCACCAUUCUGAAGAGCAGACCUCUCCGAAUUCGUUUUGCUACACAUGGAGCAGCCUUAACUGUCAAGAACCUCUCUCCGGUUGUCUCCAAUGAGCUUCUGGAGCAAGCAUUUUCCCAGUUUGGUCCAGUAGAGAAAGCUGUGGUUGUCGUGGAUGACCGUGGUAGAGCUACAGGAAAAGGCUUUGUGGAAUUUGCAGCAAAACCUCCUGCACGAAAGGCUCUGGAGAGAUGUGGUGAUGGGGCAUUCUUGCUAACAACGACCCCUCGUCCAGUCAUUGUGGAGCCCAUGGAGCAGUUUGAUGAUGAAGAUGGCUUGCCAGAGAAGCUAAUGCAGAAAACUCAGCAGUAUCAUAAGGAAAGAGAACAGCCGCCGCGUUUUGCUCAGCCUGGGACAUUUGAAUUUGAGUAUGCAUCUCGCUGGAAGGCUCUGGAUGAAAUGGAGAAGCAGCAGCGCGAGCAGGUUGAUAGAAACAUCCGAGAAGCCAAAGAGAAACUGGAGGCGGAAAUGGAAGCGGCCCGGCACGAGCACCAGCUGAUGCUCAUGCGGCAAGAUUUAAUGAGGCGUCAAGAGGAACUCAGACGCUUAGAGGAACUCAGAAACCAAGAGCUGCAAAAACGGAAGCAAAUACAACUGAGGCAUGAAGAAGAGCACCGUCGUCGCGAAGAGGAAAUGAUCCGACACAGAGAACAGGAGGAGCUGAGGCGACAGCAGGAAGGCUUUAAGCCAAACUAUAUGGAAAAUAGAGAACAGGAAAUGAGAAUGGGUGAUAUGGGUCCCCGUGGAGCAAUAAACAUGGGAGAUGCGUUUAGCCCAGCACCUGCUGGUAACCAAGGUCCUCCUCCAAUGAUGGGUAUGAAUAUGAACAACAGAGGAACUAUACCUGGCCCACCAAUGGGUCCUGGUCCUGCCAUGGGGCCAGAAGGAGCUGCAAAUAUGGGAACUCCAAUGAUGCCAGAUAAUGGAGCAGUGGAGAAAAGAAAACAUGGAUGAAGCUACCUGAAAUUUGGUUUCCGGGGUGAACCGAAGUCGAGAGACAGGAAACGCUGGAGUCUCCCUUCAGCUGUGGUCCUGGGAGCCAGGAGCAUCAGCCUUUCCUGACAGCUGCUCGCAAGCUCUAGAAAAUUAACGUUGCGUCGCGGUUCUCAAAGCUGGUCCCUGGAUCCGCAUCACUGUCACCUGGAAACUUGUUGAAAAUGCAGAUUCCCAGCCCAGUAGCAAGGCUCUUCUGUACCAGGAGGGAGCAGUCAGGCCUGGAAAUCCCAGAUUUUGUUGGAAAGGAACACCGUCUGCAGUGGGGCUUCCCUGGUGGCGCAGUGGUUAAAUCCACCUGCCAAUGCAGGGGACAUGGCUUCGAGCCCUGGUCCGGGAAGAUCCCACAUGCUGCGAAGCAGCUAAGCCCGUAUGCCACGACUACUGAAGCCCACAUGCCUAGAGCCCGUGCUCUGCCAACAAGAGAAGCCACUGCACCGCAACGAAAAGGAGUUCCCGCUCGCCACAACUAGAGAAAAGCCCACACACAGCAACGAAGACCCAACGCAGCCAAAAAUAAAAUUUAUAAGACAAAAAGUUCACAAUGAAUAAAAAUCAAAAUUAUACUGUGAUUACCUAAAAUUAAACUAGGCAUAGAUACAACCAGUGUUAUUCAGUGUUUAUAUUUCGGUUUUUGAACCGUGCGCAGGCAUGCUUUUCUUUUUGAAUUCCCUAAAUUUCCUGUAAGUGAACAUUUGUAAUUAUAAUGACAUUAAAAGGCAUAAUAUUUACAUAGGAUGUUUCUUGUACCUAAGAAUUUAUCUUCAAAAUGUUAGUUCCAAGACUUGGUAAACAUAAUUUAAAGCACAGAUACCAAUUAAAACAAUUUAUGAUUAUGGAUUAUUGCCAUUUCCAGCAACUACAAUUAACAGAAGAAUUUAUGUCAUCUGUGCUUUUGAUUAGAAGACUGUACUCAGUAAUGAACUAUAGAAACUUACCAGGAAAACAGGGAGUUGAAAUUUAUCAUUUAAAACGACAGCUUGUACACUACACGGUCCACAGAGGCGAGCAAUGACCUCUUUACCCAGAAAGUUUGCGUGGAAAAUAAACAGCAGGAUGCCGGAGCCUGAAUUGGGGAGAUACAAAUAGAGAUUUUAAUUCCCCACCCGACAGGGCCACUUUGCAGAGCCUGAGGGAGGAGGCCCAUGCGGGUAGGAAGCGGCCCGUACCCCACCCUCGAUUGUAAGAUUUGAGCAGUCUUCCAGGUGCAAAACCUGCUGGUGUUUAUCUAGUGCUUUUCAGACCACAGAACCCUUUUUACUUUUAGUUUGAGUAGCUACUGACAGCUCAUCGGCAGGCUUUUUAAAUAUGCUUUUUCUACACUGAAGUUAUUUUUUUUAAGUGGUAUUUAAAAGUUCCAGCUGAAUGUAUAAAUGUCAAUGGAAGCGAAACCUGCAGACUGUGGUUUCUGAGUGUGGGUUUGAGGAAUUUUCCACUGUCUUCCACAUACUAUUUUGCCUUUUCUGAAUUUUCUUAUAAUGUGAAAAAAAUCUUAUUUUUUGAAAAAAAAAAGUUUGGGUAAGAUUUGAAGCUUUUGAACAUGCAAAAUAUUCUGCAAGAUUCAUUCUCUGAACAAAAACUUUACUUUUGAUAACAUAAAACAGAUACAUGAGUUGUUUUUUAAUAUGAUGUUAAAAACUUGCGAAUGAGGAGAUUUCAUAAAAAGACCCCUAAGAACGACUGGCUUUAAAAUGUGUCCUGGUUCCAGGAAAAAAGGGCACACCAGGCCCCUGGCUCUUAUCUCCUUUCAGGCUAUGUGAGGUUUGACAUAGGGUUUUGCUCUCCGUUUUAUGACGCAGCUUCCCUGCUUAGAGCACCGAGGAUGAGAGAAGAAAAGGUCCGCGGAGGAUAGAGGCUUGUUUUCCCCUCAGCUCCACUGUGAAAACGCAGCUGUGUUCCCGUGACUGUAGAGCAGAACAGGCAGUGGAACCUCGUCAGACAGCCUGUGGGGAUGGCCGUCCGCAGUGAAAUCCUAUUAGAAAACACUUUGACGAAGGUCAUGUUUCUAUUCCUGCCGACCACGGUGAGUGGUAUCCAGCAGAGGAAUGGUCGUCCUUCGUCAGCUCUACUCGGACUGAGAAAUACUUGAUCCAUACGGAGAAUAUGACACAACGGACCCUAAUCAAGUGCCUGGUGCUUGUUUCAUGGUAUCAGUAUAAUUGUUUCUCUUCAUUUCUUAAGAGCCACACACCCCUCAACAGACCAAGGUUAGUGUUUGUCAAACUUGAGUGCUUUCAGGUCACCCAAGAUCUCACCAAGGUGCUGGCUGAGAGUCCUGGUCUGGGUGAGGCUCUGAGAGGAGACCACACUCUGAGUCUCGAGGGUCAGGAAAAUCUACCAGGAUCUCACAUCUGAGGACGACAGGGCAUCUUUGGAAAAAACCGCUAGUGGAUGCAUACAUUGUGCACGUGCAAAAACAGCCAUACGUAACCCAGGACUGUCCAGCUGAACCGAAGCACUGGUGUGGAGGUGGGUGACCGGCCAGUUCACGGACUCAGCUCACCAGCUCAUGCCUGGCAGUGCAGACGGUCCACUUGGACUGUCAAGACCACAGUUCGCCAUCACUGAGAUGUUGUGAAUGGCUGGCUUUGACUGGUAGAGCUAUAUUUUCUUCAACUAAAUUUCCAUUAACAAAUAGGUAUUUUUCAAACAGGUGGGUUGUUUUUUUUUAAAAUAAAACAAGCCAGAACCCCGUUUCCUACCUUUCCUCCACUCUGUAUACGGAGCACCCGUGUCCUGGAGGAGGGGCCAUGGCCAUGGUCUCUACCUACCAAGUAGCUGUUAAGCAGAAACUAGGAAGCAGAACUGAAGUUCUAUCUCUUGCUACUAAACUGUACUAUGGGACAAGACGUUUUCAUUUUUCUUUGUCUUUUUAAAAGGGCAAGACUAUCAGUGAUAAUAAAAUUCAGGGAAAAUAUUGAUUUUGGGCUUAUCAUCUUGAAAGCUAAAUUUUAAUAAAAGUCAAUUUUAAUAAAACCUAGUAUAAUUAUUAAGAGUCAACUUGCAUACUUCUAAAACAAGUGCUAACACGCUGCUGUGUGGACCCCUUGGGGUCGCCUGGGAUGGUGAGUAUCAGCUGCGUUUCUUUUUUUCUGCCAGAGCAGCAGUGCUGUUAACUAUUGUACAUAAUUAUUACACAUAAUGGAAUUUGUUAAGGUUUUAUUAAAAGAAUAAAGAGUUCUGCCUGAAAA